This is a messenger RNA of Paramecium sonneborni, 338 nucleotides long. The record is from the annotation of a GenBank genome assembly. Lineage: Eukaryota; Ciliophora; Oligohymenophorea; Peniculida; Parameciidae.
AUAACUAUGAACCAUCAAGCCGAUAUAAAAAGUAUAAAUGUUUAUGUUCCCUUCAUUGAAAUUUAUCUUCAGUUGGAAAUUUAGAUUAGCAAUAAGCUAGGAUAAUUGGCUGAUCUUAUUUAAUAAGUUACAGGCAAUGACAAUGAAAUGAAUAUUUUUAGGUAAUACUUAAAUCUAGAAUUAGAUUUAAAUUUAGAGGAGAAUUGCUUGGCAUGAAUCAAAUUAUAUCUGAGAUACAAGGAAUUACUUUUGGUGACCCAAAAUGUUACUUAACAGGAUACGCUGAAAUGACUGGAGCAUGAUUUAUAUUAAAUUCUAUAAUUAAUAAUUACAACCCU